CGGCUGGCGUACUCCAUGGAGGCGCUCUUUGACGAGCGCUCCAACGACUACUUCACCAUCGACGCCGAGACGGGCAGUGUGGUCACUGCCCGCAGCCUUGACCGGGAGACGAAGGACACCCACGUGCUGAAGGUUACCGCCUCCGACCACGGUUCCCCUCGCCGCCGUUCGGCCACCACCUAUCUGACAGUGACUGUGAGUGACACCAACGACCACGAGCCAGUGUUUGAGCAGCCCGAGUACCGGGAGAGCAUCCGGGAGAACCUGGAGGUGGGUUAUGAGGUGCUGACUAUCCGUGCCACUGAUGGUGAUGCCCCAGCCAAUGCCAACAUGCUGUACCGCCUGCUGGAGCCGGGAGCUGGUGACGGAGUCUUUGAGAUUGACCCGCGUUCCGGGGUUGUGAGGACCCGGGCUUCCGUGGACCGUGAGGAGGUCUCUGAGUACCACCUGGUGGUGGAAGCCAACGACCAGGGCAAGGAUCCGGGCCCACGCAGUGCCACAGCUAUGGUGCACAUCACCGUGGAGGAUGAGAAUGACAACUACCCUCAGUUCAGUGAGAAGCGCUACCUGGUCCAGGUGCCAGAGGAUGCUCCAGUGAACAGCCAGAUAUUGCAGGUACAGGCCACAGAUCGGGACCGGGGCAGCAAUGCCCAAGUGCACUACAGCAUCGUGAGUGGCAACUUGAAAGGCCAGUUCUACAUUCACUCUUUCUCUGGCGCCAUCGACCUCAUCAACCCUCUGGAUUAUGAGACUAUUCGGGAGUACACGCUCCGGAUCAAAGCCCAGGAUGGGGGCAGACCUCCUUUGAUCAACUCCAGUGGUAUGGUGUCAGUGCAGGUUGUGGACGUGAAUGACAAUGCCCCCAUCUUUGUGAGCACUCCCUUCCAGGCCACGGUGCUGGAGAAUGUUCCUCUGGGCUACUCAGUGCUGCACAUCCAGGCUGUGGAUGCUGACUCUGGAGAGAAUGCCCGCCUGGAGUACAAACUCAUAGAGAUGGCACCAUCCACUGGAGGUGCCCCUGUAGCAGGUGACUCUGGGUUCCCUUUUCAAAUCAACAACAGCACGGGGUGGAUCACUGUGGCUGCAGAGCUGGACCGAGAGACUGUGGAAAACUAUCACUUUGGGGUGGAGGCCAGGGACCACGGCGUGCCGGUCAUGAUCUCCUCAGCCAGCGUGUCCAUCACUGUCCUGGACGUGAACGACAACAACCCCACCUUCACAGAGAAGGUGUAUCACCUCAGACUGAACGAGGAUGCAGCUGUGGGCAGCAGUGUCCUGACCCUGACAGCAGUGGACAGGGACGUUAACAGUGUUGUGACUUACCAGAUUACCAGUGGCAACACCAGGAACCGUUUUGCCAUCACCAGUCAGAGUGGAGGAGGGCUGAUCACGCUGGCCUUGCCCCUGGAUUACAAGCAAGAAAGGCAGUAUGUGCUCACAGUCACUGCCUCUGAUGGCACUCGCUUUGACACCGUCCAGGUCUUCAUCAAUGUCACAGAUGCCAACACACACCGUCCAGUUUUCCAGAGCUCCCACUACACAGUGAGCGUCAGUGAGGACAAGCCCAUUGGCACCUCUAUUGUCACCAUCAGUGCCACUGAUGAGGACACAGGGGAGAACGCAAGAAUCACUUAUAUUUUGGAUGAUAACAUCCCCCAGUUCCGCAUUGACCCCGAUACAGGCACCAUCACCACCCUGAUGGAGCUGGACUACGAGGACCAGGCCUCGUACACAUUGGCCAUUACAGCCCACGACAAUGGUAUCCCCCAGAAGUCGGACACGACGUACGUUGAGAUUCUCAUCCUGGAUGCCAACGACAACGCGCCCCGCUUCCUGCGCGACCGCUACCAGGGCUCGGUUUUUGAGGAUGUGCCGCUCUCCACCAGUGUCCUGCAGCUGUCUGCCACUGACCGUGACUCAGGCCUCAAUGGCCGUCUCCUCUACACAUUCCAAGGGGGUGAUGAUGGAGAUGGGGACUUCUACAUUGAACCCACUUCUGGAGUGAUACGCACGCUGCGCAAGCUGGACCGCGAGAACGUGGCUGUCUACAGCCUGCGGGCUUUUGCUGUGGACAGGGGCAGCCCGCCCCUGAAAGCCUCUGUGGACAUCCAGGUGACCGUGCUGGACAUUAAUGACAACCCCCCUGUCUUUGAGAAGGAUGAAUUUGAUAUCUUUGUGGAGGAGAACAGCCCUGUGGGCUCUAUUGUGGCACGCAUCAGUGCAGCUGAUCCCGACGAGGGGACCAAUGCGCAGAUCAUGUACCAGAUUGUAGAGGGGAACAUCCCUGAGGUCUUCCAACUAGACUUGCUCAACGGAGACCUCACAGCCCUAAUGGACCUGGAUUAUGAGAGCCGGACAGAGUACGUUAUUGUGGUGCAGGCCACUUCAGCCCCUCUCGUGAGCCGAGCAACCGUGCACAUCCGCCUCCUGGACCAGAACGAUAAUCCCCCCGUGCUGCAGGACUUCCAGAUCCUCUUCAACAACUACGUGACCAACAAGUCCAACAGCUUUCCCUUGGGCGUGAUUGGCAAGAUCCCAGCUCAUGAUCCCGAUGUGUCUGAUAGCCUGGCCUACACUUUCGUCCAAGGCAAUGAGUUAAACUUGCUCCUUUUGGACUCUGUCACUGGGGAGCUCAAACUCAGUCGUGAUCUGGACAACAACAGACCCCUGGAAGCCCUUAUGAAAGUGUCAGUCUCAGAUGGUGUUCACAGUGUCACUGCAGUCUGCACCCUGCGUGUCACCAUCAUCACGGACGACAUGCUCACCAACAGCAUCACAGUGCGCCUGGAGAACAUGUCCCAGGAGAGGUUCCUUUCUCCCCUCCUGUCCCUCUUUGUGGAGGGGGUGGCAACCGUGCUCUCCACCGCCAAGGAUGGCAUCUUUGUUUUCAACAUCCAAAACGACACGGACGUCAGCUCCAAUAUCCUGAACGUGACCUUCUCGGCCUUGCUCCCUGGUGGCAUUCGAAACAAGUUCUUCCCCUCUGAGGACCUGCAGGAGCAGAUCUACCUCAACAGGACGCUGCUGACGCUGAUUUCCACACAGAGGGUGCUGCCUUUCGACGACAACAUCUGCUUGCGUGAGCCGUGCGAGAACUACAUGAAGUGCGUCUCCGUGCUGAAGUUCGACAGCUCGGCGCCGUUCAUCAGCUCCAACACGGUCCUGUUCCGCCCCAUCCACCCCAUCAACGGGCUGCGGUGCCGCUGCCCCCCGGGCUUCACCGGCGACUACUGCGAGACGGAAAUCGACCUGUGCUACUCCAACCCCUGCGGGAGCCACGGGCUCUGCCGCAGCCGCGAGGGCGGCUACACCUGCGAGUGCUACGAGGACUACACCGGAGAGUCCUGCGAGGUGAACGCGCGCUCCGGCCGCUGCGCCCCGGGCGUGUGCAAGAACGGGGGCACCUGCGUGAACCUGCUCAUCGGGGGCUUCAAGUGCGAGUGCCCCCCCGGCGAGUACGAGCGGCCCUACUGCGAGAUGACCACCAGGAGCUUCCCCCCUCAGUCCUUCAUCACCUUCAAGGGGCUGCGGCAGCGCUUCCACUUCACCGUCUCCCUCAUGUUUGCAACCAGGGAGAGGAAUGCUCUCCUCCUCUACAACGGGCGUUUCAACGAGAAGCACGACUUCAUUGCCUUGGAGAUCAUCGAGGAGCAGAUCCAGCUCACCUUCUCUGCAGGGGAGACAACCACGACGGUGGCGCCGUUCAUUGCGGGCGGGGUCAGCGACGGGCAGUGGCACUCGGUGCAGGUGCAGUACUACAACAAGCCAAACAUUGGCCGAUUAGGAAUUCCCCAUGGGCCCUCUGGAGAGAAGGUGGCUGUGGUGACUGUGGACGACUGUGACACGGCAGUGGCCGUGCGCUUCGGGAGCCUCAUUGGGAACUACACCUGUGCUGCCCAGGGCACUCAGACUGGCUCCAAAAAAUCUUUGGACCUGACUGGCCCUCUCCUCCUUGGUGGUGUCCCAAACUUGCCUGAGGAUUUCCCGGUGCACAACAGGCAGUUCAUUGGCUGCAUGAGGAACCUCUCCAUCGACAGCAAGCCCAUCGACAUGGCUGGUUUCAUUGCCAAUAACGGCACUCUGCCAGGCUGUGCAGCUCAGAGGAACUAUUGUGAAACCAACUGGUGCCAGAAUGGAGGCACGUGCAUCAACAAGUGGAACACGUACAUCUGUGAGUGCCCCGUGCGCUACGGAGGCAAGAACUGUGAGCAAGCAAUGCCUUCUCCUCAGCGUUUCAGUGGUGAGAGCAUUAUCAUUUGGAGUGACCUUGACAUCACCAUCUCCGUACCGUGGUACAUUGGGCUGAUGUUCAGAACCAGGAAAGUCAAUGGCAUGUUAAUGCAAGCCAAUGCUGGGGCUGCAUCCAAGAUCAACAUUCAGAUACUGAACAACUAUGUGCAGUUUGAAGUGUACAGUGGCCUGAGCCAGGUUGCUAGUUUGAAGAUGAGCCAGUCACGGGUCAGUGAUGGGGAAUGGCAUCAUUUAUUAGUAGAGCUGAAGAGUGCAAAAGAUGGUAAAGAUCUCAAGUACCUUGCUGUCAUGUCCUUGGACUAUGGGAUGUACCAGAGCACUGUGCAGAUUGGAAAUCAACUACCUGGAUUGAAAAUGAAAAGCAUCAUUGUGGGAGGUGUCUCUGGAGACCAAGUCUCUGUUCAGCAGGGAUUUUAUGGAUGUAUGCAGGGAGUAAGAAUGGGAGAGACAUCUACAAACAUAGCGACACUGAACAUGAAACAGGCUAUCAAGAUCAACGUGAGGGAGGGCUGUGAAGUGGAUAACCCUUGUGAUUCCAACCCAUGUCCCCAGCACAGCUACUGCAGUGACGACUGGGACAGCUACUCCUGUGUCUGUGACCCAGGGUACUUUGGGAGAGACUGUGUUGAUGUAUGCAACUUGAACCCAUGUGAGCAUGUCUCCACAUGCGUGCACAAACCUAGCUCAUCCCAUGGCUACACCUGUGAGUGUGGACAAAGCUACUACGGACAGUACUGUGAAAGCAAGAUCGACCUACCUUGUCCCAGAGGUUGGUGGGGAAAUCCCAUCUGUGGCCCAUGUAAUUGUGAGACUAGUAAAGGGUUUGAUUCUGAUUGCAAUAAGACCAAUGGAGAGUGCCACUGCAAGGCCAAUUACUACAGGCCCCAAAGCAGUGACACCUGCUACCCCUGCGACUGCUUCCCAUCUGGCUCCCACACGCGCGCCUGCGACAUGGAGACGGGACAGUGUCCCUGCAAGCCCGGCGUCAUCGGGCGCCAGUGCAACCGCUGCGACAACCCCUUUGCAGAGGUCACCGUGAGGGGCUGUGAAGUAAUUUAUAAUGGCUGUCCCAAAGCUUUUGAGGCUGGUAUUUGGUGGCCACAGACCAAGUUUGGCCAGCCAGCUGCUGUGCCUUGUCCUAAGGGCUCAGUGGGAAACGCCGUUCGCCAUUGUAACAUUGAGAAGGGCUGGCUGCCUCCUGAGCUUUUCAACUGCACCACCAACACUUUUGUGGAUCUAAAAAUCAUGAAUGAGAAGUUACACCACAAUGAGACCAGGUUGGAUGGAGAUAAAACCAUACGGAUCGUGAGAGCGCUGCAGAAUGCCACCAAAUAUACACACAGCUUGUAUGGCAACGAUGUGAGGACAGCUUACCAGAUCAUGAUCCGCGUCCUCCAGUACGAGAGCCAGCAGCAAGGGUUUGACUUGGCAGCCACAAGGGAUGUGGAAUUCAAUGAGAAUAUUAUCAAAGUGGGUAGUGCUUUGCUGGACCCUGGCAACAAGGAGCACUGGGAGCAAAUUCAGCGAACAGAGGGUGGCACCGCUCACCUGCUCAGGCACUAUGAGGAAUAUUUCAACAAUGUGGCCCAGAACAUGAAAAAAACCUACAUGAGACCCUUUGUCAUUGUUGCUACUAACAUGAUUAUUGCUGUUGACAUCUUUGACAAGUCUAAUUUCACGGGAGCUAGAAUACCACGAUUUCAUGAGAUUAAAGAAGAUUACCCAAAAGAUCUGGAGUCAUCUGUUGUCUUCCCUGAUACUUUAUUCAGACCUUCAGAAAGGAAAGCAGUGCCCACAAUGAAACCUUCAAAUCAGAAAAUACCCUCUAAGUUGAACAGUGAAAUGUUCAGCCCUGAGAGUGCUUUUGCAAAGAGAAAGAAGCGACACCCAGACACUGAGACACAUCACACUGUUGCCAUGGUCAUUAUAUACCGAUCCCUGGGACACCUCCUGCCUGAAAACUAUGAUCCUGACAGAAGGAGCUUAAGAUUGCCAAAUCGCCCUAUCAUCAACACACCUGUAGUGAGCACAGCCAUUCACAGUGAUGGGGAGUUUCCUCCCAACCUGGUGGAAAAGCCUGUCAUAGUGGAGUAUGCCAUGCUGGAAACAGAGGAGAGAACAAAGCCUGUCUGUGUCUUCUGGAAUCACUCCAUCACGAUUGGUGGGACAGGUGCCUGGUCCUCCCGAGGGUGUGAGCUGUUUUCCAGAAACCACAGCCAUAUUGCUUGCCAGUGCAACCAUAUAACCAGCUUUGCUGUCCUCAUGGACAUUUCCAAACGAGAGAAUGGGGAGGUGCUUCCUCUGAAGAUCGUCACUUACACAACCGUAUCCAUCUCGCUGGCGGCUUUGCUGAUCACCUUCAUUUUGCUGGUGCUGAUCCGCACACUGCGCUCCAACUUGCACAGUAUCCACAAAAACCUGGUGGCUGCCCUCUUCUUUUCUGAGCUUGUCUUUCUUAUUGGAAUCAACCAGACUGAAAACCCGUUUGUGUGUACUGUGAUUGCCAUCCUCCUGCAUUAUUUCUACAUGAGCACCUUUGCCUGGAUGUUUGUGGAGCAGCUCCACAUCUACCGGAUGCUGACUGAAGUGAGGAACAUCAACUUUGGGCACAUGCGGUUCUACUACGUUGUUGGCUGGGGCAUUCCUGCCAUCAUAACAGGGCUUGCUGUUGGUCUGGAUCCACAAGGCUAUGGGAAUCCUGAUUUCUGCUGGCUGUCUGUUCAUGACACCCUGAUCUGGAGUUUCGCUGGGCCCAUUGUAAUGGUUGUUGUUAUAAACACUGUCAUUUUUAUACUCGCAAUGAAAGCAUCAUGCAGACGAAGGCAACGUUCAUUUGAAAAAACAGGAGUCGUCCCUGUGCUGAGGACAGCAUUCCUGCUCCUGCUGCUCAUCAGUGCCACGUGGCUGCUGGGGCUCAUGGCAGUCAACAGUGAUGUCAUGACCUUUCACUAUCUCUUUGCUAUUUUCAGCUGCCUGCAGGGGCUGUUCAUUUUCUUCUUCCACUGCGUAUUUAACAAAGAAGUGAGAAAGCACUUGAAGAACACUUUAACUGGAAAGAAACCUCUUCCAGAUGAUUCCACUGCAACAAGAGCUACAUUGUUAACACGAUCUCUGAACUGUAACAAUACGUAUAUAGAAGAGCCAAACAUGUAUCGCACAACGAUGGGGGAAUCCACUGUCUCCCUAGAGAGCACCGUCAGGUCAGCCAAGAGCCACAAUAGCUACCUUGCUUAUAUUCUCAGGGAUGAGGCUGCUCAUAAACUCAGUGGAUCCUCAAGUCAAGCAAGGGCUGGUCAGACCGAAGCAGAUUCCUCCAUUUUUCAUAGGAAUCCAUCCAAAUCCAAUGAGCACGACUCAGACUCUGACAGCGAGCUGUCCCUCGAUGAACACAGCAGCUCUUACGCCUCUUCCCAUUCAUCCGACAGCGAGGAGGAUGGGCUCGAGACAGAGAAGAAGUGGAACACAUCUACUUCCAAAAACAAUGAACAUGGCCCACUCCACAGCACACCCAAAGUUGAUACCCUUCCCAAUCAUGUGAAACCCUAUUGGCCCACAGAGUGCGUAACAACCAGCGAUGGUGAGGACCCCGGUAGGAAACAAAAACUCAAAGUAGAGACCAAGGUCAACGUAGAGCUUCACAGGGAAAACCAGGUGAACCACAGCAAUGAAGCACCCCAGGACAAGGAGAACGAAGGGCAGCAGAAGGAGAACAGACCUCUGGCCCACCAGAAUAACCAGCAGCCGGAACAGAGGAAAGGCAUCUUAAAAAAUAAAGUUACUUACCCUCCCCCACUGGUGGAUAAGAAUAUGAAGAAUCGUUUGCGGGAGAAGCUGUCGGAUUACAAUCAGAGCACAGUCUCAUCCAGGACUACUUCCCUAGGGACCAAUGAGGGGCUCCGCUCUCCUUCGGACUCAGGGGUAACGGUGAAGAAUGUUCGGAGGGAGCAGUCUCGAGAUCAGCUCAACGGCAUGGCCAUGAGCCUCCACGUGGCAACAGGACAUGCUGACACCUCAGACUCAGACGGCAGUAAUGAAACUUCAAUUUGAACCAUCAGGAAAUUGUGAUCGCCUCUGCACGGUUCCAACCCCUCACCGCGCUGCCGCUUCGGACUCCAUCAGAGUGGCCACACGGUGAGGAGGGUGAGGUGGGCAUCCAUUCCCACAUGGCUUCACCUUCUGGCAGGAUCCUGACUGCUCCUGGCACAGACACAGUGCCUGGCUGCCCUGGCAAUAAGGGCUCUGUGUGGUACGCGCCUCCCACGGGAACCCACGCUGAAAACGUGGAAAUGGAAACGGGGUGCACUGUGAUGGACAGAUACCUGUGCACGGAGCAGGCAGUGCUGCAGGGCUUGCUUGUUACAGGGGAGAACCAAGGAAGAACACAUUGCUUCCUAGUGGACCUACAAUAAGCCUGAAGACAAGCACUAGGAGGUGUCUCUUGUGGAGUUUUGAUGGCUACAGAGUGAACCCUUGAGGUUGCUGAGCUCUAGGGAGGAAAAUUGCAACAAGUGUCCUUUGGUUUCUAUGCCAGCAUCUCUGUCCACCCCUCUAUGGACACGUCGUCUUAAGAAAAAAAAUCCUUUAUAUAUAUAUAUAAAAAGUGUAGAUACUUUUAUAUAUUUUGUAUGGUGUUGCUAAAGAAAAAGCUCCUUUGUAUAUUUUACAUUUAUACUGAUCUUCUUAAUUUGAUAAUAGGAAAUCAAUUAAAAAGAUGUUUUGAUAUUUUUUAUAUGAA
This is a messenger RNA of Agelaius phoeniceus (red-winged blackbird), 8986 nucleotides long. RefSeq names its product cadherin EGF LAG seven-pass G-type receptor 1 (gene CELSR1). Gene Ontology annotation, biological process: cell surface receptor signaling pathway; homophilic cell-cell adhesion; G protein-coupled receptor signaling pathway. Lineage: Eukaryota; Metazoa; Chordata; Aves; Passeriformes; Icteridae. The record is from RefSeq and is a predicted model, not a curated record. Gene Ontology annotation, molecular function: G protein-coupled receptor activity; calcium ion binding. Gene Ontology annotation, cellular component: plasma membrane.